AAAAAUUCGUUAAAUGUAAUUCGCGAAAAGUAAUGUAGAGAAAAAUGAAACUCGCCUAAAUUUCGCAAUCAUACAAUUCUGUAAUUCUCUAUUUUCUUUCAGAAUAUAUAAAACAAUAUUAUACGAAUACUAUCUAGUAUUAUUCCGCGUUUCCAAGGAAUAGGUGUAGUGACAAGUAAGUGUGACAUUUGAUAAAAUGCUACUACGAGGGCGAUUGUUUGCUGCAUAAAAAGAUCAUAACGAAUUAGUAACUCGAGAAAAUGUGAAGCUGUGUCUUAACCAGUAAUCAAGUUAACACGCGUUGCUGUGAUUUAAUGAAUAUUUUAAAUUCGUUUUGAUUGCAUCGUCACAGAUGUUAAAUAUAUUAAUUUGAACGAAAUCAUUUAAAUUAACCUAAAUUUCUGAAGCUCAAGUGAAAGUUAGUUAUGCAUAAUAUAGUAAAAAUCAAAUGGAUUCGAAGGUGAGACCGUGUAGGUCAUUACCACCUAUGGUGAAAGGAAAAAUUCACGGCUACUUAUGGCUAAUCAUAGACGAAGUUAUUUGGUAUAAAAAUAAUCCCAGAAAUACAAUUAUUUUAGCAUCUUGGUGGGGUGAACAGGAUAAUGCUAAAUUCAGACCUGUUGACAUUAAAACAAAUACAGUAAGAUCUAGCCAAGAUACAGCGGAGAUAUAUAGUAUCAGAACAAACAGCAAUCUAUUUAAGGAAUAUAUUAAAAAUUGUGAAACUAUAGAAUUAGUUGUAAUAAACGAGGAGGUAAAUCAGAUCGUAGGAACGUCGGAGAUCAAAGAAUUGUUAAAUAUUUUUGAACAGAAACCUUUUUUUAAAUAUUUCCCGAUAUUAGAUAUAAAUAAAAGUCAAAUAGGCGAGGUACACAUUGGAAUAAAGUUUAACUUAAAUGCGUCUAAAGCUACGAUUAUGCGUUUGAAAGCACACAAACUUCAAGAGAAGCAAUCUAAAAAUAGGGCUUUGCUUUCUCCUGUGGAUGCUAAUACACAUUGCAGAGAAUUUGAUAUUGGUGAUACUUUGUUAAGCAAAAGAUUUGGUAAUAUUAACAAAGACAAAUUUAACACUCCUAUGAAACAAGAUAUUUAUAGAUCUAUUUUAAAAACUAAAAGGGCCAAGUUCCAAGAACCUUUGUACAAUUCUAACUCUGCAGUGACUGAUACGCUCGUUGCUCAAGUUGUUGCUAGAGCACAGAAACUUAGAGGAGCGAUACUAAAAGAAACUUACGAUGAAGAUCCUCUGGCAUUGAGCGAUACUGAUCUGAGUAAUAGUUUUCCUAAUGAUGUUCCUCUUUGCAAAGAAGUAAAAUUAUAUGAGUAUUUUUUAGGCAAAGAAAUGAGUGCAUCCGAUGAACAUAAAGCACUAAAUACUUUAAGAUCAACGUCACCAACACCUAGUUUAAUCGACUUGGCAUCAGAAGCCAUCGCUUCUUCUCAGUUUAAUAAUGCGCCAAUUAAUGAUAAUAAAACAUCCUUAAGUACGUCCAACUCAAUGAUAGAAUCAUUGACCAAGUGUUUGUCUCAGGAUAAACAAAAUGAAAUGUCUCCAUUGGAUCAUGUAGAUAGUAUACGAAUUUUUAUUGAAUUAUUCGUAUUAAGUCCUGCAGGCUAUCGUCGUGUUAAAUCAUCUUGUGUAUCACGUAAUGAUAAUAUGCUAUUGUCUGUAACAUAUUUUGUACAAUAUAAUACUAAUUUUAAACCCGUUAUACAAACGAAUCAUAAACUACCAAGAGAUGAUAAAUCAAUAAGAAUAUCAUCCAAAAAUAAAUCAGGACAAGUAAUUCAUUUUGAUAAUGAGAGGGUAUAUAAUUUACCAAAAUUUAAUGUACAUCAAGAUAUUCCAUUAUGUUUCAAAAUUCUUUCCCGGCAUCUCAAUCAGAAGUCACCAACUGAGUUAGGCUCGGGUAUGAUGUAUAUCAGCGACAUUGUAAAAACAGAGAAUUUGAGUUUGUCGCAGAGAUUAGCUGUGAUUAACAAAGGUAUUAAAAUAGGAGAGUUGAAAAUUACUACAGAAUUAGGAUGCGAUUCGAUUCACUUUGGAAAACAAUAUAUUGAAGCUGUAAUGUCCGGAAAGGAAAAUAUUCCUAUGUUAAAUGUGAAAUCUUUAUUAAAUACAGAUAUUGAUAAAUGUAAAACUGCAACAGGAACGAAAUCCAAAACGAAUAAUAGCGUUUCAUCUUCCUCGACAAAAAGAAUAGAAUGUUUACACAUGGAUAAUACUAGUAAUAUGGUUACGAGAAAAGAUGCAUCAAAACAUAAUGACCAAAACAUUGAUGAUAGAAAAGCAGAUAUAGCAGAUCCAAACAGCAAAAAUCAUAAUGAUAUUUUACUUCACGGAUUAAUAUACAUAGCGGAGGGUAAAGAUUUACUGGAAUUAAAUACAUUUUUAAUAUGUAGAGCAUUUUGGUUGCAAGACAAAGGUACAAGUCAAUUGUGUAGUAACACGCGAAACCCAUAUUACCAUUUUUGCCAAUUGGUACCUUUAAUUUAUGGCAAUGCAUUACUAGAACGAAUCAAAGAUAAUUACAUAAUCGUAGAAGUGUACUAUAAAAAUUCAGUAGGAAUGAAUAAUCUAUUGGGAAUCGCAAAAUUACCUGUGCAUCAAUUAUACGUUGCUUAUAGGGAUCCAAUCGUGCUACCACAUUUAUUAUCAUCUAAAUAUCCAAUAAUUAGCGUAGAUGAAUGGAUAUCGAUCAAUAAUCCAGUUACUAGUCAAUCGUGUGGACAAUUACACGCAUUGGUUGCUCUCGGAACUGCCGAGCAAAUAGCACUUUUAGAGAUGUCGAGAGGUCUUAGAUGUCGAACUGUGGUGGUACCACAGGCAAUACGUGAUUAUUCCUAUAAUUAUAACGAUCAGAGAAAACAAACGGAUAACGCAAGUGAGAUAAUGAGAACCGUUGAUCUUGGCUUGCAAUUAAACAAUGAAAUAUCUCAAUAUAAAGAUAAUCAUAUGCAUCACAUGGACACUGUUAACGGAAAUAAUUCAAAUGUGAUCAAUUUUAAAACUCAAGAAAGUCAAACUGAUAUUUCAACUCUUAAAGAACCAAAGUUGGUGUCUAACAAUAUUCCGCAGGAUGAUGUUUUAAAUUCAGAUAGACUAGUUUUACAUACGCUAGUAGAUCGACUAGCGCACGCGUUAAAUGUUACGAAAACUAUGAAUCAAGCGGCGCAAACUGAACAAGAAACGGAUAGAAAAAAACGGACAGAUAUUGAACAAGAGUCAUGUAUAAAUUCUUUACGUUGCAACAGUAUGUCGGAUGAUAGUAAUAGCGACAGUCCUGGGAACAAUCUUUAUUUACCUACAGAAAUGUACAGAAGUGUCGGCGUUGGAGCUGAAUUUGAUGAGCCGAUAAAACAAGGACCAAGCAGUACUUACAAUAAUAACAUCUAUUAUUAUCCACCAACUAACGUACAAAAUUUAGAAAAUAAAACUAUCAUUUUGACGAACAACGACGAGAGCUCUUUUAGAGCGCUUAUCGAGAUCGAAUGCGCGUUACAUUUACCAAAAGUAGACAAACUUAAUGAAAGUAUAGAACCAAGUACGUAUGUAACUUUUCAAACAAUUCAGGCUGACUCUACGAAUCAAUUGCAAUCGUACACGAUAACUAAUGUUUAUCCACAUAGUUGUAAUCCAAGAUGGGAAUGGAAAUGUGAUACAAAAUUACCCACAGAAUUAUUAACGCAUGAUGAAAAACAGCUAAUAUUAAAAGUCUGGCGUUUAUUUAAUCCAGACAUAAGUACACAUAUUGAUAUGGAAAGAGAUAUAGUCAUUGGAUUUUCUGCCAUUGAUAUAUCCGUGCUAACAACUGGUUUUCCAUCUAUAUCAGGAUGGUUUCAUAUCAUGGAUUUUAGUGGAAAAUGUAAUGGUCAAAUAAAAGUAGGAAUAACUCCUUUGGAUAAUAUGUCAGCUUUUGUAAAGUCAUCUACAUCAACGAGUACUAUACAAAUACCAUUAUGUGACUCGUCACGAUCAAACAAAUCAUCAUUAUACAGUCAUAAUAUAUUUUUGAAUAAUAUACAGUCGAGUAAUAUCCAACAACCUCCUUUUACAGCUACAUAUAAUGCAACGAGCAGUUAUGCUGACUUUGAUAAUCACAUAGGUCAUCCUACGAUAGAUAUUACUCAAAGUUUUGAAGACGUUUCUAUGUCUUUUCUUUCUUCGUCUUUAAAACAAAAAUUAGCAGAGUUAGAUGAAAUUACGAAACGUCUACAGUCCCGUUUAGACGAUGUAACAAACACCGCUUUCGAAGAUUAUUUUGACAAUGACUUUGACUUGAACGAAAUACAUAACUAUAAUGAAAAUAUUGAAAAUAGAAAUACUGACGUUAUACUUCCUACAGCUGAAAUGUCAGAUAUGCAUGAUACGCGCCAAAAUGCACCAACCAAUUGUAUGUACACACGCGUGCAUACAAAUAAUGAAUAUAAACAAUUACCUGAACGAAUUAAUGAUAAUUUAAUAACAAAUGUAAAUGUAUCCAAUACCAGAGAUACUUUAUAUCCUACUUCCCAGUUGAAUUCGAAUUUAUUGAAUAAUCAUUUUCAACAAGAGUAUCAUACACAGAAUGGUAAUGCGUUAUACAACAAUGAGACAUAUCCGUUAAGAGGAACAAAAGUACAUAUAAAUCAUUUGCUCGAUAAGCUUUCUUUAGAACAUCCAGUAGAACCUUACAUAACAGUCGGUUCAUCUUUGAGAAGAAAUGUAAUUGAUUUAUUAACAACCGUUCAGAAGGAUAAUGCACAAAAUAAUAACAAAAGCAAACAUGAAAUUAUUAAAAAACUAAAACCUAUACAAGUAGAAAACAAGGAUCAAACAGAAUCUCUAACUUUAUCAAACUGGAUGACUGAUAAUACCGUUCCUACAACAAAUACGACAACAACUGUUAACAAAAAUUUACAUGCAUCUCACAGUAAAAUAUCAACAGUUAUACGAGAAGAGUUAAUGGCAGAAGAAAAUAAUGAUACAUUAAAAAAUGACGACGAGCUGACAAAUCUGCUUAUUACAUCCAAUGUUCGCCACAUGGAUUUAGAUAAUAUUUUCAAUCCACUUUUAUAUCAACAUUUAGUGCCAGAUCUUCAAGUAUCCAACAGCGUCUCACCGGAGACACAAGCAGUUGAACAAUUAGAUACUCGAUAUUCUAAGAGUUUUGGCAUCGUCAUAAAUAGUGGAUUCGAUGAUAUGCAUGAUAAGGUAGAAACAAUAACGUUAUCGCCGGAUAAAAAAAUCAAUGAAAAAGAUAAAAGGACGACAGCAGAAUCCGCUGGAAAUACAGAAAUUUUUAGGCUUACACCUUCUGGUAUUUCAGAAAAUGUUGAUGGUAAUAUUCACGUAACUGUUAUUCAUAAUCCUACUAAUAACAAUUUAAUGGCAAGUAAUAGUACAGGAUCAACAACUACUAUAUCUCUUGGUAAGUUAUCGAUGAGACAAAGUGAAAUUGAAUUAGAUGAAAAUAGUUAUUAUAAUUCAUCGGACAUAUCUGUUUCUGCUGCAUCGAGACAAGCACCGGAUGGUGGAAAUCCUAUAGAGGACAAUUCCAAAAUAUUACCUCAAAAGCAAACAACCGAUACGUCAGAUUUAUCAUCAAGCAGUUAAAAUUGUAUUGACUUACAAGGGACAUAAAAGGAUUCAUUAAUUAAUGUCGAUCAGAAUUUUAACUUUCUCAAAAAAAUAUAUUGCGUUUUUUUAAUUUACUACUUUGUAAUACUUUUUUAGUAACAUAAAAAUACCGAAUGUGAAUCUGUACUAUUGCAGUAAUACAAUUAUGCUAUUACUAAUCUCUAAUACUUGCCAAAUAUGAACGUGUAAGAGUGUAGGUAUAAGAUGACAUUUAAAAAGAAAUUGUCAAAAACGUCCUUUCUCUAUCGACUGAUUAUCGUGUAUACGUAAUGAUAAUAUCAUCAAACAAAAAAUGUUAAAUACUAUCCACAUUCUAUCAUUAGAAAUACGUCUAUUAUAUUAUUUGAAGUAUUUAUUAUAAGUAUUAUAAUUAUAUAUCAAUAUUUUUAUAUCAUCUUUGUGUAAAUAAGAUCGCAUAAUGUAUUAUAAAUCGACGAUUAUAUUAUAUGAAGUUGAUUAUACAUUAUAAGCUAGAAAUUAGAUUAAAGAUCAUCAAAUUAUAGAUCGCAUUAUAUAAAGUUUAUUUAAAAGUUAAAUAAAAUAAGUCUACUUAUAAUGCCUUGCUUGCGUCGAUUGAUAAAUACAUCCGAGUACAAAUGUGCAAAAUUUGAUGAAGCAUUGAAUUUAAUUUUUUAAAUAAAAAGUAAGAUAUGUUUCCUUGAUGAGCCUUUGUCUUAGAAGUUCAGGAUGUAUUAACCAAAUAUUAGCAUCAGUACCAUCAUGCCGAUGAAUGUCCGAACAAUCACGCACUCUCUAAAAUAUAGAUACUUAUGAUAUGAAAUAGUCCACAUAUAUAUUGGGAUAAGUAAAAAUACUUACAGAAAAA
Polistes canadensis is the source of this 6443-nucleotide messenger RNA. RefSeq lists its product as uncharacterized. Gene Ontology annotation, cellular component: centriole; centriolar satellite. Bases 449 to 5593 code for a protein of 1714 amino acids. The transcript has 12 exons. Lineage: Eukaryota; Metazoa; Arthropoda; Insecta; Hymenoptera; Vespidae. The record is from RefSeq and is a predicted model, not a curated record. Gene Ontology annotation, biological process: cilium assembly; centriole elongation.